UUUAUUUUCUUCCCUUUUCUCUCUCUUUCUGGACACUUAUCAUCUUAAUCUUCAGUUAGAAGAGAGAGAAAAACACUAUAAGUUUGGUAAUUGUGUUUCGUUGGUCUCUUUGGUGGAACGGCCAAGGCUAAGAUUAAAUCUUCUUUCCUUUUCUCUGCCAUUCGAUCGCCAUCUUGCUUUUUCGCAUUUUCAUCAUCUUUGUAGACUCUUCUCUCUCUCUCUCUCACUCACUUUCUGUGAUUUAAGUACUUUUACCUGGUUUGACGAGUGCAACGAGUUACUUAUUUGAAUAUCUUCCAGUGUCAACAAAAAGGCGGAAUCCAAUGGAAGGGAUUCCAUAUAUUCAUGGAGAAAAAUUCAGAGCCAAUUGGAGACUUAAGCUAAUCAACUGUAUCCUUAUGUCAAUUUUAUUCAUUUAUAUGAACAAUAAUUAAUUGUAUGAGCAACGAAAAUGUUGACUGAGUAACAACUUGAAGACAAACAAUGAAACCCAUUCGAUUGCAAGUCUACAAUUAAAUAUUAUAGAGAAGUAAAUUGACAAUAAAUUAUCACAUUUAAAUCAACAAAUCAGAAGUAACAAUUAACUGUUACCAGUGACAUGAAGAGUAACAUUGGAUUAAGUAUAAGUAAAAUGUCAUCGGAUUGAAAAAUGGAGCGAACAACUAAUUCAAUUACAUUAACUAGCAAUAGAAUUAAUUGUUGAAAUGGAAUUGGAAUUGGAAAAAAAUCGAGAAAAUUAAAUUUAUUGAGAUUCUGAUUAACAGAUGAGGCAAAAAAUCAAUACGCUAACAAUUAACUAAACACAAUUGAAUGAGAUUAAAAAAAAGUAACAUUUACAAUUGAAUCUUUUUUGUUUGUUUGAUUGUUACUUCACUUUUCAAUCCAAACAAUUAACCAAUUAUGAUGAUUGAAUGAGAAAAAAAGUUAAAUCAUCAUCAAUGAAAUGGCGAUAGUAAAAUUAACAGUUGGUGUUAAUUGUAAAAUACACAAUUGAUUAGGAAGAAAAUUUUUUCUUAAUCAGUUGAUCAGCAUUUCCUGCUGAUUGAGUUGUGAAUCUUGAUUGAUUCUUAAUUGUUAAUCAAGGUUUUAACUUUUUUUUGUUGGACACACAUUCACCCUUAACUAUUAUCUCAAUCAAAUUGAUCAGUUUAUCAACAACUCUUGAAGUGCUCAACCAAAUUGAUAGAUUUAUUUAAUAGCGAUCAUCAAUUUUGACUGAAUCUAUGUGAUUGUGAGGUAAUUUAAUACUAAUCAAAUUUUCUAGGAUUGUGAUUAAAUGUGGAACCAAUUUCAGCAAUUAAAUUGAAUUUAAAUCUUUUCAUUUGUUAUUCAUUUCAAGCUAAUCGCUCAUUUGAAUUGAUCUUUGCAAGUGAUUAAAGUUUUUCUCUCAUGUGUCUCUCUGAUUGAUAAAAAUUAUUUUGAUUGUGCUGUUUGUUUGAGUUAAUUGUUCUGAUCAACAGAAAGAAAAUGUCACCAUCAAUUGAGAAAAAUAAUAACAACAAUUCAUCAAUUGCAAGAGAAUCAAUAACAGAGCAAGUGACAAUCAACGAAAAGCUCAAUCUUUGUUUUCCUCUUGAAUCGUUGACCCAAGUGCGAAGCGAUUUGAUCAAUUAUUCAAAAAUUAACGAUAAGAAACUGGAUCAAGGUCUAUUGUCACAAUUAAUGAUCGACGACAAUUUACUUUGCCGUUAUAUGAAACGUCGCCGAGGUCACAUUGAGCCUUCGGUACAGUUUAUCAUCGGGGCUCUUGAAUGGCGACACUCGUUGGGUUUGGACAAAUGUUCAGAGGAAACAUUUCCCGUUGAACUUUUUUCCUCCGGUGGACUUUUCAUCUUAGGCCACGAUAACACCGGUAACACUGUUCUUCACAUUCGAGUGUCUCAUUUUUACAAAAUUCCCGAACUUAUUGGUCUUGUUAAACAGUUCGUCAUGUUCCAUAUGUACAAAGCGGACGAAAUGGGUUCCAGGUCAUUCCCGUUGACCGGUGGUUGGGUUUUGGUGUUUGAUUGUUCAAACGCUUCACUGGCCCAAGGUGAUCCCGAAAUGUUGGCCUUCAUCAAUUCAUCAUUGAAAAACUAUUUCCCCGCCGGGCAAAAGUACAUUCUCAUAAUCAACCUCAAUUGGGUUCUAAGAGCAAUUAAAACUCUCGCAUUCACUUGGUAUCCAUCAGCUGUUAAGAAUCGAAUCAAAUUCAUCUCAAUCAAACAAGUUACUGAUUAUAUUCCGUUGAAUGAGUUACCUGAUUAUCUCGGUGGGUCAGUUAAUUGUUACCGUUCAAUUCCCAAAAACUGUACAACAUUGGAGACGCUUCGUUCAAACGGUUCAAUUACUUUGGCUCAAUCAGCUUACGAUAAAAUCAUCAAAAUACUUACACUCGUUAAUUAAUCGCAGCAAAUGACAAUAACAAUUAGUUCAUUUUUCACCUUAAAUAUCUUAUACUCAUUCAAUUAAAGAUUCGUGUUGAUCAUUAAAUAAAGUCAAUUA
Molecule: messenger RNA, 2484 nt
Organism: Panonychus citri (citrus red mite)
Lineage: Eukaryota; Metazoa; Arthropoda; Arachnida; Trombidiformes; Tetranychidae
Product: motile sperm domain-containing protein 2-like
Exons: 1
Coding region: 1468-2385 (305 amino acids)
Source: RefSeq, a predicted model, not a curated record